Molecule: messenger RNA, 1905 nt
Organism: Trichomonas vaginalis G3
Lineage: Eukaryota; Parabasalia; Trichomonadida; Trichomonadidae
Product: ankyrin repeat-containing family
Exons: 1
Coding region: 1-1905 (634 amino acids)
Molecular function (GO): protein binding
Source: RefSeq, a predicted model, not a curated record
AUGCUUAACACAACAAUCAAAUCAUCUCCUAUCAAUACAAAGGAGACUUUUACAGAGGAUGAAUUUAUGAGAGCAAUAAAAAACAAGGAUAUUUUAAAGGUUCGUGAUAUUCUUGAUACAAAUUAUGAUCCUAAUAAGGCUUGCGAAUCAUCAAAAUGUCAUCCACUUGAGAUUUGUGAAGACUUUGAAAUUUUCAAGCUCCUCAUUGAGAGAGGAAUAAAUUUCAUGCAAAAAUACACAGAUGAUAAAGAAAAAACACAAAUACCUGUUUUCAAAAUCGUUUCUAGGAGAAACAAGCAGUUCUUUGAUUUCUUGAUUGAGAAAGGUUUAGAUAUCAAGAUUAACAAUGAAGUAAACCAAUCAACACUUGAUCAUUAUGCCGCAAAAAAUCCUGAUGUUGGAAUCAUGAAUUAUCUUAUUAAAAAGAAGAUGAAUUAUAAGAAUUCAGAGAAUUCAAAAGGCGAUCUUCCAAUUCACAUUGCUUGCAAACAUUCAAAUACUGAAGUUAUUAAAGCUCUUAUCGACAAAAGAUGCCAAAUUAGUAAAGAAAAUAAAAAUGGAGAAAUUUCUCUCCAUUUUGCUGUUAAAUUUGGAACACCAGAAAUUGUUAAAUUAUUACUUGAAAACAAAUCACAAUUUGGUGUUCUAGAUAAAUUUGGAAAUGCUCCAAUUCAUUACAUUUUUGAAUCUAAGUCUCCAAUAGAAAUGAUCAAAAAAUUUGUUGAAUGCCUCUGUAAAGAAUCCAAUAAUGUAAGAUUAAUAAUUGAUAUUCAAACAAAUGAAAACUUAACAUUAUUAUGCAAAUCAUGCAUUAAUAAUAAAGUUGAAAUUGCUAAAUAUUUAAUAGAAAUCGGUUCCGAUGUCAAUUAUCAGAUGCCAAAUGGAGACACUCCUCUCAUUUUAGCCAUUAAAUAUGGAUCUGAUACAAAUACAGAUAUUAUCGAUCUACUACUCAAGAAAGAUGCUGAUGUCAAUCAUGUCAAUAGCAAAGGAGAUUUUCCAUUGAAAUUGGUAAAAUCGAUUCAACAUUUUAAUGCUUUAAUCAAAUACAAACCUCAUCUGAAUAAUAAUUCUUGUGAUUUAAUGGAUCAUCAUUUCUUCUCCAAGCAUAUUGAUGUUGCAAAUGAAUUGGGAAAAAUUCUCAAAGAUUAUAACUAUUACAAUUGCUUCCAAAAAGCAAUUGAUAUGAAAAAUGUUGAAUUUGUUGAAAUGUUGGCAAAAUUUGGUGCAAAUGUUAAUUCCCAAGAUAUUUUGGGUAUGUCUCCUUUUCAAUAUGCAGUUUGUAGUGGACAAUCAGAAAUCGUCAAAUUAUUAAUUAAACUGGGCGCUGAUCUUGAACAUGAAGAUAUUGAAGGUAACACAGCUUUUCUAUUGGCAGCUAAGUAUUCUGCCGUAUCGGAUGAAAUUCUAGAUCUCUUGGAUGAAAAAUGCGACAUUUUGCAUGCAAACCAUUCAGGUCAUUCAGCAUUCUAUAUUGCAGCUGAAUACAAAAAUGAACAUUUUCUGAAACAUUUUUAUAACAAAAAACCAGAUCUAUUAAAAAGAAUGGCAAAGGACAAAGGAAAUGAUUUGUACACUGUGAAAUUAAUUUGCAACAAAAACAAAUAUCCAUAUUUGUUAAAAUACUUUGGUAUUCCACCAUUUCCAUUUGAGCCACCAAUCGUAAUUUUACAAGAUAAACUGAAAGAUAAAGAUAAAUAUGGAGAUUCAGAUAUUCUUUGUGCAAUCAGGAACAGAUAUUACACUGCAUUUAUUCAUUUUUAUAAUGAAUCAAAUCCGAAACCAGAUCUGAAUCAAACAAAUAAGUUUGGUGAAUUCCCAUUAUUUGUAGCUUGUUAUCAAGACUUUUCUUGGAGAUUUAUUGAUUAUAGAUCUGCAAUUUUCCCAAAUGAACGGGGUGGAUAA